This is a messenger RNA of Pyrgilauda ruficollis (rufous-necked snowfinch), 1092 nucleotides long. It is a transcript of the gene CCN6, whose product is annotated as cellular communication network factor 6. The transcript has 5 exons. Gene Ontology annotation, cellular component: extracellular matrix; extracellular region. Gene Ontology annotation, biological process: cell adhesion; signal transduction. NCBI's taxonomy places the organism in Eukaryota, Metazoa, Chordata, Aves, Passeriformes, Passeridae. Bases 1 to 1044 code for a protein of 347 amino acids. The record is from RefSeq and is a predicted model, not a curated record. Gene Ontology annotation, molecular function: heparin binding; integrin binding.
AUGCGGUGGCUCCUGGUUCCCACCAUCUUCAUCAUCCCUUAUACUCAACAGUUUUCCCACAGCCCACCAGAGCAGCCUGGAGAUAAACCUUCAGAAACUGGUGAAGUUCAGCGCAAGGAGGUUUGCCGCUGGCCGUGCCGAUGCCCACCGGUGCCAGCCUGCACCCCCGGGGUCAGCCUGGUGAAGGAUGGCUGUGGCUGCUGUAAGGUCUGUGCCAAGCAGGCAGGAGAGCCCUGCAAUGAAGCAGACGUCUGUGAUCCCCACAAAGGGCUCUACUGCGACUACUCGGAAGACGAGCCUAGGUAUGAAACAGGCGUGUGUGCAUAUCUGGUAGCUGUAGGAUGUGAGCUCAAUGGAGUUUAUUACGCCAACGGGCAGACCUUUCAGCCCAACCGGCUAUAUAAGUGCCUGUGUGUCAGUGGUACAAUCGGAUGUACCCCUGUAUUCACACCAAGAUUAGCAGGAAGCCCCUGUACCAGGGUCCCAGGCAGCAAGAAGCCAGGACAAUCCAUCUGUGGCCUGGGACAGCACAAGCAACUUCAAUCAAGCAACUACAGACUGAUGUCAGCUUACAGAAGCUUACCACUAGUUUUGAAGAAGAAGUGCCUCAUACAGGCAACUCCCUGGACACCCUGUUCCAGUACCUGUGGCAUAGGCAUAUCCAGCAGAGUGACCAACGACAACCGAAAAUGUGAAAUGAAAAAAGAAAAGAGAUUAUGCUUCAUCCAGCCUUGUCUGACCAAGAUGCUGAAGAAAAUAAAGAUUCCAAAGGGAAAAACAUGUCAACCAACUUUCCAGCUUCCAACAGCAGAGAAGCUAGUUUUUUCUGGAUGCUCAACUACGCAAAGAUACAAACUAACUUUCUGUGGAGUGUGCUUGGACAAGAGGUGCUGCAUACCUAACAAGUCCAAAAUGAUCACUGUACAGUUUGAGUGUCCCAAUGAAGGCUCCUUCAGGUGGAAGAUGAUGUGGAUAACAUCAUGUGUGUGUCAGAGGAUUUGCAGUGCUCCAGGAGAUAUAUUUUCCCAACUCAAACUUCUAUGACAAAGUACACCAUUGACUGUAACACAUGGAGUGCAACAGUACAUUCAC